This is a messenger RNA of Rhipicephalus microplus (southern cattle tick), 2056 nucleotides long. RefSeq names its product ankyrin repeat and SAM domain-containing protein 6. NCBI's taxonomy places the organism in Eukaryota, Metazoa, Arthropoda, Arachnida, Ixodida, Ixodidae. The record is from RefSeq and is a predicted model, not a curated record. Gene Ontology annotation, molecular function: protein binding.
CGUGGAUUUUACAUACGACAAGCCACACCCACAUGCCGCCAGCUAAAACAGAGCCAACGCAGGCGCAGAUCAAAGCCCAGCCAAGACAACGCGGCAAUUACGUACCCUAUUUUUUCGCAAAAGAAGGUAGAACUAAAGAGUGGAGGCUAAAAUGAUUCGGCGCAAAGUUUGAUGGAAAUCGCCUACAUGUUUUGCGCAUCGAUGGGGGAAGUAAAUACAUUUUUGUCGUUGUGCCUGGAAAACGACUCAACGGGAGUACGUAACUUGUUGACAAAUGGUAUUCCAGUUGACGCUCAGGAUUCCGAAGGCACUACGGGGUUGCAAAUAGCAUCUACAAACGGGUACAAAACGUUGGCCGAACACCUUUUGGAGCAAGGCGCCGAUGUCAACUUGGCCAACAAAUGCGGUUGGACACCGCUUAUGCAUGCUGCACAGCAUGGUCAGGUGUCAGUAGUGACGCUGUUAUUGAAUUACGGUGCGGCCAUAAAUGCAACCAGCCUUCUGGAUGUUGGCGCACUAACAUUGGCUGCAGCGGGAGGUCACCAUUCAACAGUGUGCCUCCUCCUAGAAGCAGGAGCAGAUGUUGCAGGUGGUGGUGCCCACCCUGGCUUGGGGCUCACUCCUUUAGCUGCUGCUGCCAUCAAUGGACAUCUGUCAAUCAUGGGUGUCCUACUUCAAAGGGGAGCUUCUGUAAACCAGGUGCUUCUAGCAACUGGCACUAGUCCUCUCAUGCUGGCUGCAAGUGGUGGUCACCUUCGAGUAGCACAAAUGCUCAUGGACCAUGGUGCUGACCCAAACCAGCAGAAUAUUUAUGGCAAUACAGCCUUGGAUAUUGCCACAGCUUGUUCGAACAUGGAAGCAGCUGAAUACCUUCGAAGCAUAACACAGCUUGCAUCAAGCCAAGAGUACAAUCCAACCAUUGGUGAUGUCUUCAGUGCUAUUUCAGAGGGCAACUUGAAGGAACUGAAGAGACUCUUGAAGGAUCAUCCAUCAAGUGCUAACUGGUGCGACCUGAAGAAGGGCACGACUCCCUUAAUACAUGCUGUUAUACUGGGCUGCAUGGAUGCUGUCACAUUUUUGGUAAAAAACAAUGUGGACCUGGAUAUACAAGACCACACAGCUGGUUGGACAGCACUCAUGCAUGCUGUAUAUCAAGGGAAUGUCAACAUUGUGCGCUAUCUCAUUAGCUCAGGUGCUGAUGUCGGUGUAGAAGCUUUCAAUGGCGCUACUGCUCUUGACAUUGCUUGUUACCUUGAGAAUGGAGAUGCCAGAAUUAUUCGGAUGCUGGCUGACCAGAUAGUUGCCUGCACAUUAACACCAGGGAACGAGAGAAGACAAAGUACCUCUCAGCACUUCAAGGCAUUUAAGGGCUGGAUUGGUCAUGUAACACAAAAACUGACACCAUGGAAAGGUAGGCAGUUAAUGCAAAAAAGUGUCAGCCAAACAGCCAACCCGCCUAGUUCUUUGACUUCGGACCUGGACUCACUGAAAACAUCACCAAGGCCUAGCACACUGCCUGCUUUGGACAUUGACUUCACAUCUCCAGAAAUAACUUUUCCUGAAGUAGAUGCUGUAUUCAGAGCAGCACCUCCGUCACUUCCAAACUACGCAAAAAUGCUUGAAGCCACCCCAGCAGCUAUGCCUGAUGAUACUGCCCAAGCACAAACACAGAAGAUUAUGAGAAAGGCCACUGAACCAAUUUUUCUUCGACAUUUGAAACCACCUCCCUGCAAUAAGCCAGGGCCCCCAGGUGUAACUGAAAUUCUACAACAACUAGGUCUAGACAAAUAUGUUCAAAACUUUGAACAAAAUGAGGUUGACUGGGAAGUAUUUGUGAAUCUAGACCCAAAGGGCAUGGAAGAAAUUGGUAUUAAAACAGAAGCAAGCAGAGAAGCACUACUGGAAGCCAUCAGCCAACUGCAAAAACAUAGGCCCACUUAAAAAUUUGUAAAAUCUCUGGUUGUACAAGCCAACCAAGCAAACGUUGUGGUCAUCUUCACUGCUACACAACAUUUGCAUUUGCCAAGACAAUAAAAUAUACUUAAAAUUCAAGUAA